This is a messenger RNA of Arvicola amphibius (Eurasian water vole), 573 nucleotides long. It is a transcript of the gene Tmem95, whose product is annotated as transmembrane protein 95. The transcript is spliced from 7 exons. NCBI's taxonomy places the organism in Eukaryota, Metazoa, Chordata, Mammalia, Rodentia, Cricetidae. The record is from RefSeq and is a predicted model, not a curated record. Gene Ontology annotation, biological process: fusion of sperm to egg plasma membrane involved in single fertilization. Gene Ontology annotation, cellular component: sperm plasma membrane; acrosomal membrane. Bases 1 to 573 code for a protein of 190 amino acids.
AUGUGGGUGCUGGCACUGCUUGGGGUUUUCCUGGCCGUUGCCAAGGCUUGUAUCUUCUGUCGCCUCCCAGCCCAUGCCUUGCCAAGCCGUCUGGCUCAGCUCGGUAGCCAGAUGGAGACGCCUUGGAAGGAAUGGGCUUCCCCGGAUUUCUCAGCCUUUGCCUUAGAUGAGGUGACCAUGAACAAAAUCACAGAGAAGACUCACAGAGUCCUGAGGGUCAUGGAGAUAAAAGGAUCCAUCUCCUUGCUUCCUACAUAUUGGCGAUGGCUUCAGAAGACCAAGAUCCCCCAGUACACCAGGGAAGCUCUCUGUGCUCCUGUCUGCUGUGAGCCCUGGCUUCGCCCGCCAACGCUGCUCCUAUUGUCUCCUGCAGGGGGCAGCACCAUCCUGUACAACUGCUCCACCUGCGAGGGCAAGGAGGUGUCUUGUUGGCCCCGAAAGCGCUGCUUCCCAGGAAGUCACGAUCUGUGGGACGCUAAGAUUCUGCUCUUAUCGAUCUUCCAAAUUGUCCUGCUUUUGGGUGUUGUGAGCCUCCACGUGGAGUACCACCACCUGCAAGCGAAAGGCUUGUGA